Messenger RNA from Cotesia congregata, 1740 nucleotides. The record is from the annotation of a GenBank genome assembly. Lineage: Eukaryota; Metazoa; Arthropoda; Insecta; Hymenoptera; Braconidae.
AAGAAGAUGUCGUGGCUUCUUGGUGCUCGGCAUCAACAGCAACAGCAAGAUUUUUCUCAAUUUGUUACUGGAGGAGCUGCUGGUGCUGGUGCUGGUGCUGGUGCCGGUGGCGAUGAUCCACCAAAGAAAUCCGGAGGUGGAUCAGGCAUGGAUGCUUACAGAUUCGACUCAAGUGCUCUUGAGCGCGCGGCCAAGGCUGCCAAAGAUUUGGAAAAAUCACCUCACGCGAAAGACAUCUUGGAGAUGACGAAAGUCCAGGACCAGACCAAGAUGAAAGAGCACGAGGCUGCAAUCGAGCAAUUCAAAGUCGAGCAGGAGCGAGUCAAGGGUGAGGAAAGAAGAAAAGCUAUUAUUGAAGAAACAAAACAGCAUCAGCAGCGCGCUCAGUACCAGGACAGUUUGUCCAGAAAGAGGUACGAAGAUCAGCUGGCACAGCAGCAGAGAAUGAACGACGAGACUCUCAGGCGACAAGAAGAGUCUAUUGCCAAGCAGGAAGCCAUGCGGAAGGAGUCCUUAGCCAAGGAGGAAGCCAUGCGAAAAGCUAUCAUUGAACACGAGCUCGAGUUGAGGCAUAAGAAUGAAAUGAAGAAGCUUGAAGCUGAGUCUCGGGCUAAAGCUAAGAUUGAUCGGGAAAACCACGAUAUUAAUUUAGAAAGAAUUAAAGUUGAAGCUGCUGAACAUCGAGCUACUCUUUUGGAGUCUAUAAGAGCUACGGGAGUAGCAGCGCGAUACAUAGAAGCUCACCUCGGGAAACCUUCACUAGUUAAAGAAACUUCACGUUUCUCAGUCCUAAACGCUCUGCGUCAUCCCAUAGCUUCAGUAAAAAAAAUCUACGAAAAGCAGCCGUCAGACGCUCUAUCAGGAGUGGUCCUUGCCCCUAAGCUGGAGGAAAGAUUGCGAGACAUAGCAAUAGCGACUAAAAAUACCAAAAAGAAUGGCGGAACUUACGGAAAUAUUUUAAUGUACGGUCCUCCUGGUACCGGUAAGACAAUGUUCGCAAAGAAGCUCGCCCAGCACUCGGGAAUGGACUACGCAAUCGUAACUGGGAGUGACUUUGUGCGCCAAGGAGGCAACGGAGUCACAGAAGUGAACAAAGUAUUCGACUGGGCUUCGACGUCGCGCAAAGGCUUGCUGCUGUUCAUCGACGAGGCUGACGCCUUUUUAAGAAAAAGAUCCGGCGAGCACAUAUCCGAGGAUCUUCGUGCGACGCUCAAUCAAUUCUUGGCCAAGACUGGGGAGCAGAGCAACAAAUUCAUGCUAGUGUUGGCCUCCAACACUCCCAAGCAAUUUGAUUGGGCCGUCAAUGAUCGUCUCGACGAGGCCGUCAAGUUCAAUUUACCCGGCCGGGAAGAGCGAGAACGUCUAAUACGCCUCUACUUUGACAAAUUCGUCCUCCAGCCUGCGAUUGAAGGCAACCAGAGGUUCAAGGUCGCCGAGUUUGACUACGGUGCGCUCUGCCGCAGGAUGGCUGACAUGACCGAAGGUCUCUCUGGACGACAACUGGCUAAACUUGGAGCCACUUGGCAGCGCGCUGCCUAUGCUACUGAGGAUGGACUGCUCACUGAGGAGAAAAUUAUUGAAAAAUGCUUGGAAGCUGUCGAGGAGUACAAGGAGAAGGUUCAAUGGCAGAGCGAAGAAGAAAAAGAAAUUUCUGCGUACUCUGAUAUUGAUAAUACGGAUACAAAAAAACCUCUGGCCAUCGAACCGGCUCCGAAAGAUGAAAAAGUAGAUAAAGCCUAA